Molecule: messenger RNA, 1035 nt
Organism: Pseudonaja textilis
Lineage: Eukaryota; Metazoa; Chordata; Lepidosauria; Squamata; Elapidae
Gene: PSME1
Product: proteasome activator subunit 1
Biological process (GO): regulation of G1/S transition of mitotic cell cycle; regulation of proteasomal protein catabolic process; positive regulation of endopeptidase activity
Cellular component (GO): cytoplasm; proteasome activator complex; nucleoplasm
Molecular function (GO): endopeptidase activator activity
Source: RefSeq, a predicted model, not a curated record
GUUUCUCUUUCUCUCCACCCAGCUUCUCUUUCGUUUUCGCUUCGCGCCUCAACCGUUUCACGGAAUCGACGCCUUUGCAAAUUCUCCCCUCCAAACUCGGGUCAGCCCUUCGGACGUGCACAAAAAAACCCGAUUUUUUCCUUCCUCCUCCUCCUGAUGGCCACCCUAGAGGUCUCUCCCGUGUGCGAGGCGCAGGUGAACUCCUUCAAGGAGAACCUUUGCGUCCAGGCUGAAGAACUUGUUGCCAAAAGAUUUCCUGAGAAAGUUGUAGAACUCAGUAAUUUUCUGAAGGCCCCUGAAUUGAAUGUGGCAGACCUGCUUUCGCUUCGUGCCGAAUUAGAUAUCCCCGUGCCGGAUCCCAAAAAGGACGAGGAACGUCGCAAACAGCGGGAGCAGAAAGAAGAGAAGGAGGAGAAAAAAGAAGAGAAGACUGCUAAGAAGGCAUCAGAGGAUGAAGAGAAAGCUCCACCGUGUGGCCCAGUUUGCCACAAUGAGAAAAUCACCGCUCUGCUGAACCGCGUCAAACCGGAAAUCCAGGGAGCCAAGGAGAAACUGAAUGUGAUAUGUCUUUGGCUGCAGCUCCUCGUACCCCGGAUUGAAGACGGGAAUAAUUUCGGGGUUGCAGUGCAGGAAAAAGUGUAUGAACUGUUGACUGCUGCUCGGACGAAGCUGGAAGGGUUUCAAACACACAUCUCCAAGUAUUAUUCUGAACGGGGCGAUGCCGUUUCCAAAGCCGCCAAAAGUCCCCACGUGGGCGACUACCGCCAGCUGGUCCAUGAGAUUGACGAAGCGGAAUAUGCCGAAAUCCGUUUCAUGAUCAACGAAUUGAGAAACAUUUACGCUGUGAUCUAUGACAGCGUCCUGAAGAAUUUUGACAAGAUUAAGAAACCCCGGGAUGAAAACAAAGGGAUGAUUUAUUAAAUGGCUUAGCCAGUAAUCAGGAGUAAAUGUGAAUGGGGUCACUUCCCGGACCCCCCCCCCUUUUUUUUUCUUCCCUGAUCAACUCGAUCCUCUUGAAAUAAACAGUUCUUUAAA